UUGUGGAGCGAGGCCGAGAGAUGGAUGUGAUCAUGCUGAAAGACGAUCAGUCGAGGGUAUUGACGGAACAGCAGAGAAAUCGAGCCCUACGGCAGAGGGACCUGGCGCUUGCGCGGCGACAGGCGAGAAUGUCAGGUAGUACGCUGGUUCCUACACCAUCCCAGCAGGAAGUGAUCGAUAUUACGAGCAGCCCCAUUCGUGAGUCGUCCAAAUCGAAGCCGGAAGUGAUCGUUCUAGGGGAAUCGGACGAUGAAGUUAUCCAUUCCACCGUCAGAGCUCAGCCCAGCAUUCCAGCGCCGCCGCUCGUCCGGAAAGAAGAUACUCUUGUGAGGAACUUGGAGAGUGAAGGCUGGAGGGAGACUAGAAAGCGGCCAAGUCCCGAGAAAGAAAGUUUUGGUCCUUGCAAGGCAGUGAAGAUGGGCACCGCGGACGAAGGAACUUCUUCUGGCAACAAAAAUGGCAACUUUGAGACGAAAGAGGCUACUCCUUCUCCCGAGCAGCUCAGGGUCUUGGAGGCGGUGUGUAACAGGCAAUCGGUCUUUGUGACGGGCUCGGCUGGAACAGGAAAGAGCUACAUUCUCGAGAGAGCCAUCCAAGUUUUGAGGACUGUCUACCAUCCAUCGGCAGUUUACGUGACAGCGUCAACCGGGAUUGCUGCGUGCGCGAUCGGUGGUACUACCUUUCACGCUUUCGCUGGAGUGGGCAUCGGGCUCUCGAAGAAGGAGCAGCUCGUCGACAUGGUGAUGAGAAGCAAGGAGAAGAAACAGAGAUGGCUCAACGCUGCGGCUCUGGUGAUUGACGAGAUAAGCAUGAUCGAUGCGGAGCUCUUCGACAAGGUGGACUUUGUGGGGCGAGCCGUGAGGAGGAGCAAAGAGCGUUUCGGUGGCUUGCAGCUGAUCGUCACCGGCGAUUUCUUUCAGCUCCCGCCAGUUCAAAAGCCCGGAGAGACCAAGUCGUUCGUCUUCAGCGCGAAGUGCUGGAAGGAAUGCUUCGAUCUCCAGAUGGAGCUGACACAGGUUUUCCGCCAGUCGGAUCGGGAGUUCGUCGGGAUGCUUAACGAGAUCCGCCGCGGCGAGUGCUCUUUCGCCACCGAGACGAGGCUCAAGUCUUGCACAAGCAUCUCCACUGCCCCAGGCAUCGAGCCGACGCGACUCUAUCCCCGGCGAGCCGACGUCGACCGCGAGAACGAGCAGAAGCUCCGGUCACUCAACCCAUCGUCAAAGUCCGUCACCUUCUCCGCCAAGGACUCGGGAAGAACACAGAUGCUCAACGGCAGCCGCGCGGAAGCCGAGAUCACGCUCGCGAUCGGAGCCCAAGUGAUGCUCAUCAAGAACCUUGGCACCGAGCAGGGGCUCGUGAAUGGAGCUCGCGGGAUCGUGGUGGGCUUCACGGCCCCGGAGAAGAGCGAGCUCCGGAUCUCGCCAGGCGGAGGACUCCCGGUGGUGCGAUUCAAUCACUCGGGUUCUAGCGAGUGGAUCAUCCGGCCGGAGGCGUGGAGCGUCAUGGAAGGCGAGGUGGAAGUGGCCAAGAGAUUGCAGCUUCCAUUGAUCCUGGCGUGGGCAUUGAGCGUCCACAAGUGCCAGGGGAUGACGCUCGACUGCGUGGAGACGGACCUCUCCAGGACCUUUGAGUACGGCAUGGUGUACGUCGCGCUCUCCAGAGUACGGAGCUUGCACGGACUGCGGCUACUGGGAUUCGAUCCCCUCAAGAUCCGAGUUCACCCCGAGGUAGUUACUUUCUACGAUCAGCUGAAAGGCAGGUAAAAGAUUUUAGGGUGCGAGAUUUUACUUCGUAUUUUUGCCAGCUGAAAAGGUGAUGCGUACUAGGUUACCAUUU
Messenger RNA from Selaginella moellendorffii, 1836 nucleotides. Its product is annotated as ATP-dependent DNA helicase PIF1. Lineage: Eukaryota; Viridiplantae; Streptophyta; Lycopodiopsida; Selaginellales; Selaginellaceae. The record is from RefSeq and is a predicted model, not a curated record. The transcript has 2 exons. Gene Ontology annotation, molecular function: DNA helicase activity. The coding region runs from base 21 to 1763 and encodes 580 amino acids. Gene Ontology annotation, biological process: DNA repair; telomere maintenance.